GAGAGGCGGGGAGGCGCCGGCGGUCAGGGGUCCGCCCUGGCGGGCGGCAGCCCCCGCCCCGCUUUGUUCUCCGCUGCUGUCUCAGCCUCAGGGCGAGUGGGUGGCCCUGUCGCCGGUCGGAGCGGCUCCGCGGCCUGAGGCUGUGGUAGUGAGCGUGCUGUGAGCGGGUAAUUUUUCUUCAUGGCUUGGGAGAUACUGGGCAUGGAUGGUCAGAAUCACUUGCAGGUAUCAAAACCCCCCACGUAAAAUACAUUUGCCCACACGCGCCAGUUAUGCCAGUUUCUUUGAACAUGAACAUGGCUAUGCCGUCAUGGUUUGAUAUCAUUGGACUCUCUCCAGAUUCACAGGAGGAUGAAGCUGGGAUCAAGAAGGCAGCAGAGAGUGUUAAAGCACUGAUAGAUCAAGAAGUUAAAAAUGGAAUUCCUUCUAAUAGAAUUAUUCUGGGAGGCUUUUCUCAGGGAGGUGCUUUGUCAUUGUAUACAGCUCUUACAACACACCAAAAAUUAGCAGGUGUUGUAGCCCUCAGCUGUUGGCUUCCUCUACGGGCGUCUUUUCCUCAGGGCCCCAUCAGUGGUGUGAACAAGGAGAUUGCUGUCCUUCAGUGCCAUGGGGACUGUGACCCAUUGGUUCCUUUAAUGUUUGGUUCUCUCACUGUUGAGAAGCUGAAGAGUAUGAUAAAUCCGGCCAAUGUAACCUUCAGGACUUACUCUGGAAUGAUGCAUAGUUCAUGUAUUGAGGAGAUGAUGGAUAUAAAACAGUUCAUAGAAAAACAUCUACCUCCCGUAGACUGAAAAGAUAUGUGAGAAAACUUCUAUAUAAAUACACCAGCAUCAACUGUGGUAGAGUGUUAAUCUUUUCAUAUGCCUGAUUGGAAGCAUUACUUCUAUACUUGCAGUGUUACUACUGUGUUGCAAAUUUAUACUUAGGAUGAAGAUUAAAUAAUACACAUGUACAAGAAAUUAUGAUCUCUUUAGUAUUGAUUGUCCUCUGGUGGGACCGUAUGAACGAGGCAGCUAGGUGACAAUGACAGAAUGUAAUCUAAGCAUACUGUUUAAAAUGCUGGAUUUUUUUUAAUUGCAGAGUUUUGAUCUAUGUGUAAAAGUAAUAAAAAAUUAAAUGUGAGCAACAUAAAUGUGAUUAUGUAUACUUGAGAUAUGAUUUGUUCGUAAUACUCAUUGAAAACGUAGAAAAAUAUUUCCUUUAUGUAAUGGACACGUGAAGUACUCAACAUGUAACAUAGUGGGCAUAUGAUGGUAAAAUAAAUGGUACCAAGGAUAAAGCUUUAAAUAUUAAAUGCUAAUUGUUACAUCAGAUAAGGAGGAUUAUUCUCCUAGAAUAGCUAGAACUCUGUUGAGGGUAUUUUCUGUAUUUAAACCACUUCAAUUUUUAACUGUUUUCAGAUGGGUAGAUAUUGUGGAAAUUUUAAAGGGAUUCAUUCCUUGUUAGACUGUCAUUGGUUGCUUAUUGUCUGGGUUUUUUUAUUGUUACUGUAAGCUUCUGUUGGAUGCUGACUUGGAACAGGAUUCUGAAGAAUUGCAUAGGAUUAAUUUGAGUUACAUUUAAAACCUCCUGUUCUUGUAAUGAAUAUCCAUCUUGUGCUUUAGUCUUUGUACCUUUUUUUGUGUAGAAACGUUGAUGAAAUAUUUUAUGUGAGCAAUUACAGCAUAUACAGAUUUUUCUGUUUGCUUUGGGAUAACUAACUGAAAGCAAUGAAGCUGUGUAGUUCUGUGUAUUGUUCAAGUCUCCUCUGUAACAGACAUUAUAGAAGACCUGCUAUGGGGGGAAAAAAAAAAUCUACAGCAUACUCUUCUUUCACAAGCUUAAAAUUCCCAAACACACUGGGAUAUAGAAAUUGGUGCCCACUCAGCAGCUUUUUGCAGUUAAAAGAUACACUUUUCUUCUAGAAACAGCUGUUCUAUAGAGUUCAGGGGCUGUCACCACACUUAGGAAUGUUUCAAAAAUACACUAUAGUUUUUACUAAGUAAUAUACUGCCUGUUCUAUACUGUGUUUGUAAGCAAAGAAUAUUCCCGUUCUCCAUUCAUUUGUGUUGUCAGCACUGUGCUUCCUACUUGCAUUGAACAUUCUUUAUCCUCUCCCAGCUUAAUGAAGUGAUUCUCUUGCAAUGUGUAUGGACUUACUUCCAAGGCAUCUGACAGUACAAAUGCAUAAAUGAGGAAUUACACCUUUUUAUCCCUUCUUUAACACAGCUGCUGUCAGAAAUCUGACUUGUUCACCAAGUGUGAGUUCUCAGAUUCCAGUGCUUUUCUUCAUAUGUAUUGCACUGUUUUUAGGAAGCUGUUUUUUUCUUUUCUAAUCCAGUUUAUCUGGAUUUUUAAACAUCUCAUAAUGUGUAAAAUAGAAAAGGAUUUUUUCCUAAAUGGUAUUAAAACCCUUUUCGAUACUCCAUCUGUGUGUUUGAGAGGGCACAUCUAUUAACUUUGAAGUUUAAUUAGUCACUCUGUUCUGUUUAUAUGCCAAUUUGUCUGUCAGUUAAUUUAGUUCACAGAAGAAACCAUAAUAUUCUGACUGUAGUUGUGCCAAAGUUCUAUUAAGAAAACAACAUGUCCUAGUUUCAAGUCAUUCACAAAUUGCAUUAGCUAAUUUUGCAGUCCUGCUGCACUGCAAACUUGGUAAGCAAACUAUGGGGUUUUUUCCUAGUUUUAAAAUUUACCCUCGUUCCCCUGUUGUCUAAAUAAUUCCCUGAAUAUUGUCAUGUUUCCUAAGUUCGACACAAGCUUCCAAUUUUUGCUUAUUAUUUUCUUGUUCUGUUUGUAAAUCAUUUGAUAAUCCCUUAAUCACAGAAUCUUGAGGGUUGGGAGGGACCUUGAAAGAUCAUCUUGUCCAGCCCCCCUGGCAGAGCAGGACCUCACAGUUCAGCUGUCUUUCAACUUGUAGUUGAUUGUGUGCUCAUUUCACAUAUUUUCAUCUGUAAGUAAUAAUUUUUUAACUCCUUCUAAGAUGUUAAAAUGAGAUCAGUCCUAGAUUUAUUCUUUGUGGACUUUGUAACACUUUGGUUUGGUGAACUGUAUUCACAACUCAUGGACAGUUUCUAGUAUUUAUGCAUUUUAAUCCAAGUCAGCUUCAAUUGCCGUCUCCAUGAUGCUUUCAGAUGUUUUUCUAAAAAUGCUUUUGUUCAGCUACUGCCCUAUCACAAGAUUGUUUUACAAUGUUGUUUUGCUGCUUGCUUUAUCUACAAAGAGCUGUGUUACCAAAGUAAAUGCACAUAAAUUUUGCAACUUAUUCUGAAUUUCUGUAUUCUAAGAAUUCUUCUCCUGAAGUUUGUGUUGUUUUACAGAAGUAUAUGAAUAUGUUGUAGCUGGGGGAUGUUAAAGACCCCAGAAGAUAGGCUUCAAAUACAUCCUGGAAGUUUCCUCUAUCUUGUCCCUUCCUAUAAUACAGUAUAUAUCUUGAGCUCCAGUCUUUUGUAACUUCCCAGCUAAUUGUGUAUAUGAUCUUGUAGCUGAAGUACUGCACUACCAACUGAUUUAAUGCUGGGAUUGUUGGCACGAUUGCAUUCACGAGUAAAAGCUCAAUUAGACUCAAUCUGGUGUGUGGGAUUUCCUAAUAUUCUUUUACAAUGGAAAAGUUGGACUGUUUGAAAUGUGAAUGUCCUGUUCUCAUAAACUACAAUUUGAAGCUCCAAUAAUGGUUUGGGGAUUUUUUUUUGUAAUACUACACUUUCCCCAAAAGGGGAUAAUGUCUGUCAAACCUGUGAAAACAUUGGUAUGAAAAUACCUUGCUUGCAGAUCGGUUUGUUUCAGUGGGUCUCUUAUUCCUCAAUGUGUUUUUCGUUUCAAAAUGGUACUUACAUUUGGCUGCAGUUUUGUGCAGUCAGAAAUCUGACUUCUUGUUGGAAUAUGUUGCCUACUUUUUAAUAAAUAUGUUGAAUUAUGUAUUAAAAGCCAACCUUCUAGCUGUUCCUGAGGUAAACCUGUACUGGGAUCUGUGCUGUGAUGAGGACUGUAUGAUUUGGUCUCCUUCUCCUAUCUUGUAUAAUUACAACACAGUAGAUUGGUAAAAGUAAUGUAACUAUUAAUUAAAUGUAACUGAUUAGAACUGUUAAUUAAAACAUGUUCUCUCUGAUGGAGUAUACUGCACUUCACUGAAAUCCUUAGGAUGCAUGUUUUAUGUAGAGAUGUGGUUUGUUGAUAGAUGUGACUGGGAACUAAGAUGUUCAUGAAGCCAUAUGUACAAGGUCUGUGUAUCUUAAAUUUUAUAAAAAAAUACUGAACACUUA
Messenger RNA from Colius striatus (speckled mousebird), 4238 nucleotides. It is a transcript of the gene LYPLA1, whose product is annotated as lysophospholipase 1. Gene Ontology annotation, cellular component: cytoplasm. Bases 273 to 791 code for a protein of 172 amino acids. The record is from RefSeq and is a predicted model, not a curated record. Gene Ontology annotation, molecular function: palmitoyl-(protein) hydrolase activity; carboxylic ester hydrolase activity. Lineage: Eukaryota; Metazoa; Chordata; Aves; Coliiformes; Coliidae. The transcript is spliced from 9 exons. Gene Ontology annotation, biological process: protein depalmitoylation.